Messenger RNA from Aspergillus welwitschiae, 2575 nucleotides. Its product is annotated as Protein kinase domain-containing protein. The transcript has 4 exons. Gene Ontology annotation, cellular component: cytoplasm. Gene Ontology annotation, biological process: peptidyl-serine phosphorylation; autophagy. NCBI's taxonomy places the organism in Eukaryota, Fungi, Ascomycota, Eurotiomycetes, Eurotiales, Aspergillaceae. The record is from RefSeq and is a predicted model, not a curated record. Gene Ontology annotation, molecular function: protein serine/threonine kinase activity; ATP binding. The coding region runs from base 653 to 2206 and encodes 517 amino acids.
GUUGCGCGGAUCUCAUUGGAUGUUCAGUCUUAGUACACCCUCCUUCCAUGACUUAUAGAAUCUAUAUCGGAACAUGACAUUGCCAGACAGGAAAAUAUUGGCAUCUCCGUUUUCUAACAGUCCCUCCACAAGCACAAGAAUGAACACUGAAAGAAACCCUAGGUGACUGAAAGUUAAACUUUAAGCAGCACAUUCAUCCUCCAAAAUGUUGCGUCCAUGUGAUCUAUCAAAUAGAUGAUUUGGGCCGUUGUUGCGAGUCAUGGUCCAGUUAGGGUAUCUCAAGACUAUACCCGAAAGAAAGUGCCUUUUUUGCCGUUGAUUUUGUAGUAGGGUCCUGGUUGGCGUCCACAACCUUUGUUCUCCGUAUAGAUGUUUCGACUGCAACAAUGUGAACCAUCACUCUCAGACCGGGUGCUUUCUUCUCGGCGUGCUCACUUCCAACAAUAGCCCAGUUAGAACAAAGGCUCUUUAUGUGAAUGUAAGGAGCCCAUUGAUUAUUCGCAAUGCAUUCUCUUGUCGGUCUUAUCUGUGGCGCUCCUGGAGGCCUUCAGGUUACAUCCACUACUAUAAAAGCCCGCUUCUAUUCAAACUACCGCGAGGAGCACAACAGCUACCCCCAAACCCUAUUUCAACAUCUUUUGACAUACUCGCAAUGGCGGCCGAUAACACAGAUCAGAUGUUCUGGAGCCGCGAAUUCGCCCGCCUCGUCGGGGUCCUGACUAAUGCUCAUCUCGUAAGUGCUGCAGAGCAUGGGGAAAUAUGGGGCCACAUCUUCGAUUGGAAGUCUAGCCUGGCAGCACUGAUCCACGAUCUUUUACAACCCGAAAGCCUGCUGGCAACCGAGCAUCCCCAACUCCACGAGGUGCUCUCAAGACGCUACUACGCCAGCAUGCAAGCCAGAGGGGAAACAGAGGUAUCCAAAUGCACGCACAAGGUGGACGGGCAGCAUCGAACAGAUAGUUAUAGAUACCAGCAGUGCAUACACGACCAACAUUCUACUAUCUAUCGCCAAGGCGAGGAGAACGUGCCUGAUACGUACCGCGCUAGUCUCUGUCCCAAACUGCUCGACGAGUUUGUACUUCGGGGUAUUCUGGGGUCUGGAACCUUUGGAGUCGUCUUCCUGGCUCAUAAGCGAAGUGAUACCAGACCUGCAGCCGAACAAAAAUUAUACGCAAUCAAGGUCGAGACUCUAUCGACCAUCAACACCGACGUGAGAAAACGGAGCUUACAUCCGAGUGUGGCACCUCUAUACUACCAGGAGCCGCAUGACUUCCGCUAUAUUCCAAUGGAGGCCUACCUUCUGCUGCUCAUGGCUGGCUGUAAGCGGUUCCCGAUGCUGGACUCCGUCUACUCCCACGGCAAGUACAAGGCAACAGUAAUGGAAGCUACGGUCCGAAAGGAAGUCCGUGAAAAGGAAUACAACCCGUAUUCCGAAACGGAGGACUGGUGCGAGAAUCAGAAUAUGUUCCGCCCAACUAGCGGAUCCUUUCGGCUUGACUCGAAAGAAAAGAAGACUACACUGCUCGAAACCGAGGCCUGCAAGAUAUCAACCCAACUGCUGGAAGCAACAGCAUACCUAUAUGACAUACGACUCUGCCACACAGACAUCUCUCACGUCAACUACCUACUCGAUGAUGACUCAAAUACAACCCUAAUCGACCUCGGCCUCAUUCACUUCGGCCUCCACGACGCCGACUUCCAAAAAAGCCACACGCCCUACAUCGCCAACUACGAGAAAUUCAUGACUCCCGAACUCGCCACCGAACUGCUAAAACCCGAAUACAACAAUACCAAAUUCCGCUCCCGCACCGUCCAAAUCCCCCUCCGCCACGACGUCCGCUGCCUUACCCUCUGGCAACUCGGCUGCAUCUUCUACGAGCUCCUGCACGGCUUCGCGCCUUGGGAAGAGCCAAACCCAGAUCCGGAUAUCGGGCGCCUUGUCGAUUGGACCAGGGGCCAGGGUGCCGCACAGCAGGCCCGGAGAGCGCGAAAGAUAAGGCAGCGGCGGAGGCGCAUUAUUAGAGAGGAGUUGCCCGUUAGUGAUGAGCUAUCGCAGGAUUGUGUGGAUAUGCUGAGGGUUAUGUUUACGAAGGACCCUGAGGAGAGACCGAAGUUGCAGGAGCUGUUGUCCAUGCCUUGGUUUGGGCAGGCGAGUUAUCGGGAAGAGUGGAUGGCGCAGGAGAGGAGGACGAAGGCUGCUGGUUGAGUUAUUUCUACGCAGUACUAGUGAAUGGAUGGAUGUCGGAUUAAUCGUGGGUUUGUUGACUAGAUUGUCAGUCUCGCAGGCGAGAUGGGCAAAAUAAUGAUCGCGCUUUCUUCUACUUCUUCGGCAUACGAGCAAGAAGUAAUUGUAUCUAUAUAUAUAUCAUUGAUAUCGAGUCAAAUUGCUCAUGGAUGGAAUCAAUGCAAACCCAAUUACCCUAACCCCGUUUGAAACAUAAAACCCGCGUAACAGAAAGUGCAAGGAGUAAAUAAUAUGGUUAUAGCAAAUAAAUGUACUCAUACCAUCAUAAGUAGUAUGAAUCACAUCACCUCCGCAGACUAUCCAAUCGCGCCUGCAAGUCAUCAUCACUCG